CUGGAUACCACUGCGGAGAAAAGUUGCAGGUUUGUCAAGAUGACAGACAACAUUAAGGUUGUGGUUCGUGUUAGGCCGCUGAUUCAAAGAGAAAGUGGGAGUAAAACACACUGGGUGGCCAACAACAACUACAUUGCAGUAAAAGACAAAGAAAAUGACCCCAAAGAUUGCUAUUACUUUGAUAAUGUGUUUGACCAAGUUGAGACAACCCAGGAUAUCUAUGACACUGUGGCAAAACCUGUUGUCUUGGGAGCAACUGCUGGAUUCAAUGGAACUAUGUUUGCCUAUGGUCAAACUGCUAGUGGGAAGACAUUCACUAUGAGUGGCUCUAUGUUCCAACCUGGAAUCAUUCGUCUAGCCCUGGAAGAUAUCUUUGACACAGUUCAAUCUGAACCAAAUCGAGAAUAUCUGAUUCGUAUGAGCUUCAUGGAGAUUUACAAUGAGAGGAUCUCAGAUCUGUUAGAAUCUGAUGGAUCAGAUGCUAAUGUUAACAUCCAAGUCCUACAAGAUGAGGAGGGUGGAAUUCACAUAGCAGGGUUAACAGAGAACAUCAUCAAGUCCACAGACCAGGCACUCUCUUACAUAUCUUCAGGGGAGAAAAGACGUCAUUAUGGCGUGACCAACAUGAAUGAAAGGAGCUCAAGGUCACAUACAAUAUUCCAGGUCAUUAUAGAAAGCAAGCUGAGGGAGCAAAUGGGAGAAGAAGAAGCUGUAACAGUUGCCCAGCUGAAUCUUGUUGAUUUAGCUGGUUCAGAGAAUGCAAGAGAUACAGGUGCCACAGGGGAGAGGUUAAGAGAGGGUGGUCAGAUCAACAAGUCUCUACUCAUGUUGGGAGAUGUUAUUAGGAAACUCACAGAAGGAGAGAAACAUAUUCCAUACAGAAGCUCCAAGUUGACUCGGAUCUUACAGAAUGCACUUGGGGGAAACUCUAGAACUGCUAUCAUCUGUAAUGUAACCCCCGCAGCUCUUGAUGAAACCAAGUCAACUUUAAGGUUUGCCUCAAAUGCCAAGAAGAUCAAGACAGCUGCAAAGAAGAACGAGGUUAUGAAUGACCAAGCUCUGCUGAAGAGGUACAAAGAGGAGAUUGAAGCACUCAAGAAACAUCUAGAACAGGAUGGAAUUACUGAAAUAAAGUCAGAAAACAAUGAGUUGAGAAGCCAGCUGUUAAAACAAAGUGAAAGAAUGGAAGAAUUGAAGAAUGCGUUCGUGAACAAUCUCAACCCUGAAAAAGAAGACUCAAAACCAAAGAAAAAAGAUCGCAGACAAACAUGGUGCCCUGGACGUUCAGGACGUGUAAGUCUAGCACCAGUUGUGCCACUAUCGCCCUCUACAACUCAGAAUAUUCUCUCAAGCACUGCAAUGGCCUCUCCUCCAUCGAGCCCUCCUCUUCAAUGGCAAAAUAAGGGCAGGUCAUUAGAUACAAGGACCAAACGUUGGUCUAAUGGAGAUGCAAUUAUAGAAGAAGAAUGGGAUGAUGGAAACUUCUUGGAUGAACUCCUAGGUGACAAGAAUAAAGAAUGUGAGAAGUGUGCAAAGCUACAGGCAGAGCUAGAUGCUGAAGCUAAAAAUGCACAAAACAUUGCAGACUUUGACGAACUAAUUUUUGAAAGACAGCAAACAUUGGCAGAGCUUGAUGAGAAAAUAAUCAUGAGAGAGACUCAGCUAGCUGAGGAUUCUGGGAAAAAUGAUGAUGUUGCAGAUUCCACGAAAAAUGACGAAGUGAUUGUUCAAUUGAAGGAGAUGUUAAAACUAUCAGGUGAUGAAGUUGACAGCCUACAACAUCAGAUACUUGAGCUACAAAGCCUCUAUGAGACUGCAAAAUGUGAACUCAAGCAGAAAGAAUCUGACUUUAAAGAACUUGAAGAAUUCACAAGACUUGAAAAGGAAAUGCUUGAACAAAGUUUUAGCACACAGGAGAAAUUAGAGAUACUGAAGACUGAAGUUUCUGAAUCUGAAGCCAAAUAUCUCGAGUCCAAAGAAGCUUUUGAACGUGAGACAGAGGCCAAGGUGAAAGCUGCCAUUGAGCCAUUUAAGAGCCUUCCCCAGGAGAUUGAGAGCCUCCAGGCUGUGCUUGAUAUGAGAAACCAAGAGAUAAGGGAUUUGAAGGCAAAGCAAUUUGAGGUUGAGAAAAAGAAUGAGUCAAGGGCUGUGGAGCAUGAUGUAACCUUAGAUACUACAGUAGAUACAAGACAUGUUCACUUUCAAGAUACCUCAGCAAUGGAUCUUGCAUCUGAGCUAGCCAUGGCUCAACAGAUGGCGCCAUCAUCUGGUGGCCUUGACCUUGCAUCUGAACUGGCAAUGGCAGAUAACAAGAUGGAGGAUUCCACAAGAGAUGAUUCAGAGGAAAUUAUUCAAAGUUUGAAAGAUGACCUAAAACGCUCGGAGAAAAUUAUCCAAGAUCUCACUGAAAAAUUAAAUGAAAUAACUGAGCAAGUUAAUCUAAAUAAAGAUGAUUUGGAAAAUAACAAACAACAGAUAGUCGAAGGUGAAAACAAAAUUGCAGAAUAUGGACUGAAAAUUGCGGAAUAUGAAUCCAAAUUGGAAGGUCAUGAAACUAUGAAAUUGCAGUUUGAAAAUUUGAACAUUCAACUAAGUGAGGCACAGUUAGAGUUGGAAAUUUUGCAGAGCCAGCAGGUCAAUUCCAAGGAUGACAGUUCUGAUGGAAAACUACAACAAUCAAUAUUGGAUGUUGCUCAUCUAGAAUCCUCCAUCGAAAAGGAGCGCAGAAGAUCUGAGGUCACUUUGCAAGAAAAGGAAAAAGUUGAGAAGCAGUUAGACUUUUCAAAGCAGCAUGUGGAGGAUCUAGAAACCGUUGUUAAAGAGCUCCAGGAGGAAGCUGAGGUGAUGCAGAAGAAGUUGGAUGCAGAAUCUCAAUUGUUGGCUGAUGCCACCCAGCAGCUGAAUGAUGCAUUAAAACAGCUGGAGGAUAAAGAGACUCAACAGAGAGACCAGGAUGUACAGGAUCCUUUCAGUGGUUCGGAUAAACGGAUGUAUAUGAUGGAGAACAGACUCAAGGAAGAGGUGAAAGAACACAAUGUUCUCAGAGAACAAUAUCAGAAACUUGUUCAAGAAAGCAGCCAAUCAAAAUCCAAGAUUUUAUGUGACGAAAACCGUGACCUUGACCAGCAAAAGCGUCUUAAGGAGGUUAAGAAUGCACGGCAGGAAUCUAUAGCUCAAUUUGCCAAGACUAACAAAGAGAACUCUGACCUUAUAGAGCAGUUAAACAAAGAGUUACACGAAGUGAGGUGCCAGCUACAGAAGAGCAAAUCUGAGGAAGAAAUGGCAAGCCACAAGCUGCUCAAAUAUCAAGAUGACAUUAAGAAUCUUCAAAAGGAAGUCCGUACACUUGAAGAUUUGCACCAGGAGCACCAUAACAAUGCACGUAAACAGGAAAUGAACCCAGACAAAAUGGCGCAGAAGAUCAAACAAUUAUCGCUGAAUCUUGACCUCACUAAACAAAAGAUGGAGAAAUUUGAGCUACAAAAUAAAACUCUUCAAGAAAAAAUGAAGAAGUGUGAAAAUGCCCAAUUUGAACGCAACGAUCUCCAACGUCAGCUCCGUGACAUUCAGCACUACUAUGAAAAAGAGAAGGAACAACAUGCGAUUGUGCGACAGAAUUAUGUGACAGUCAAUGGAGAGCUUGCUGAACUUAGGUUGACCAACACACUUGGCAAGGAGAAACUUGCACAGAUGGAAGAAACUAUAGCAUCACAGAAGGCAAAACUCCUAAACAGUGUGACCGAUGAUGAUUUAGAGAAAAGAGACACUGAAAAGAAACAGGAGUUGGAAAUCCAAAUCAAACAGAUGAGGGAGGAAGAAAAAUCAACUUAUGAAAAACUUCUGGAAACGAGGACGAAAUCCCUACAAGAGGAACAUGAUCGUGAAGUCCUACAGAAGUUGAACUCAGAAAGAGAAUCUGUCGAAGCAGAUUUCCAGCAAAAGAUGGCAGCACUUAAAUCUCAAAUUGAAAAGGAGGAAAGAGAGCACUGGGAAACUGUGUUGGAAAAACAUGUCGUUAAAGAACGAGAAUCACUUCAGAUUGAGUGGGAAAAUAAAUUAGACAAUGAAAAGGAUUGUCUCAUGUUGGACUAUGAAGCUAAAAUGAAUGAAAUGAUGAGAAAAAUAGAAACACAGGAGAAUGAACAGAAGCAAAACUGGGAGAAAAUCAUGGAAAAUCGUUUAGCAAAAGAGCGUGAGAUCAUGGAAAAUGAACAAGAAACAAAACUUGAUGCACAGAAGGAAGAUUUAGUGAGUGAAUAUGAAUUAAAGAUUGUUGAGCUAACUGAGAAAAUCCAUUUGGAUGAAAAGCAACAAUGGGAAGCAAUUUUGGAAAAGAAAUUACAAUCUCAAAAAGAUGAACUACAGACAGAAUGGGAAACUAAAUUGGAAACUGAACAAGCUAAUCUUGAGAGACAAUGGGAGCAGAAGUUGAUGGAUGAGAUACAGCGGAUCCAAGAAAGUUCAACGAACAAUGAAAUGUUUAACUUUGAAGUCAAGCUUCAGGAUCAGAAGAUCAAACUCCAGGAUGAAUUCUCAGAAAAACUUUCCGAAGAAAAGGAGAACUUUUUGAGAUCACUUGAUGAAAAGUUGGAAAGUCAACGAGCUCAACUUUCUGAAGAAUUUGCUCAAAAGGAAAACAAUGUCAGAGAAAUGUUGAACACUGAAAAAGAAAAUGAAUUGAGUACAAUAAUUGAAAAAUAUGAACUAGAACUAAGUGAGAAGUCCAGUUUAAAUGAAAUGGUGCUAAACAAGACAGAAGAGAUUGCUAAUUUGGGAGCCAAAUUUGAAGAACUUGAAACUCAAAAGCUUGAAGUUGAAACACAAAAGAUAGAAAUUGAAAUCUUAAAAGAUGAACUUGAACAGCAGAACACUGAGCUCAUUUCCCAAGUAACAGAUCUAAAGGAGCAGAUAACAACACUGAAUAAACCUGAAGAGAUUGCUAAUUUGGAGGUCAAAUAUGAAGAACUUGAAACUCAAAAACUUGAAAUUGAGACCCAGAAAGUAGAAAUUGAGAUCUUAAAGGAUGAACUUGAACAGCAAAACAUUGAGCUUGUGUCACAAAUAGCAGAUUUAAAGAAAGAAAUGAUGACGCUCAAAUCUGAGAAUAAUGAUGAUGCCUUUGUGUCACUUGAAGAAAGACUGGGCUCUAAAACUGAAGAAUUUGAUAAGCUUCAGGCUGAAUUUGAGGAGCUUCAAGCUCAUUUUAAAGAGUAUGAAAUUGUGCUUGAAGAGCAAAAAUCUAAACUUGAAAAUCAAAAGUCUGAAAUCAUAGAACUUCAGUCUUUGAGAGAAAAGACAAGUAAACUUGAAGAUUUUGAAGAAUUGAUUACAAGAAAUCAAGAGUUAGAACAGAAACUCAAACAAUUUGAAACUGAACUUCAUGAUCUGGAAGUUGAAAAAUUGAAGAUUGAAGAAGAGAAUUCCAAACUUAAGGAACAAACUUUGAAACCUGAAGAGUUAGAAAUAUUGACUGCUGAACUUAACACUGUUAAAGAAGAAUUGUCCAGAGUGAAUCAAAACUUGGAGGAUCAACAGAAUCAAUUCAACGAAGCAACUGUAAAGAUAUAUGAAGAAAGUGAAGAGCGAGAAAAUGGACUUCGUAAUGAACACUCGAUUGAGUUGACUCGCAUACGAUCUGAAUUUGAAGAGAAAAUUGCUGCAUUGACCAAUGAAAAUAAUGCUGCUAAUGCAAUUGACAUUGAGGAAGAUUAUAAACUCCAAAUUCAGGAAUUAAAACUUGAGCAAGAAGUCAUCUUACAAGAAUUACAAGCACGUCAGGAACGUCAACUUGAGGCUAAAGAAAACGAGUUGAAGGAGUUGAAGAAAACUAUAGAAGAUGCUGAGGCUGAACAUUUUGAGGAGAAAAAACAUAUAAUUGAAGCUAUAGAGCAUGCUCAGGAGUUAGAGAUUAAACUAGAAGAAAUGUCCAUGGAGCUUAAAAAUGAGAAACAAACCUCAGCUCAAGCCCUACAACAGCUUAAGCUACUCCAAGAGUCUAAAUCACUCAGUGACACAACCAAGACUCUACAGGAACAACUGGAGUCUCAGCAGCUUGGAAAUAGUGAAACGCAACGUAAACUUGGGGAGGAGCAAAUCAAGUUACAGAAACUACAGCUGCAAUUGGAAAAUCAGAAAAAAUACUACGAGACUGACAUCAAGGGACUGAAUGCCCAGAUUGCCAAAGUACAAGAAGUCUGUGAAGAGUUGGACAGUCAGCUUGAAGCAGAAAAAUCAGCACAUGAAAAGACAAUGACCCAACUGAAGUCCAAGUGCAAGCAGAUAGAAGAAGCCAGUGCCAAAUAUAGUGAAAGGCUGAAGCACAUGGAAACAUGUUGUGAAGAGUCCGACAAGGAAUUAGAAGAGGAGAGACUUGAACAUGAGAAGACAAAGAACCAGUUAAAGACCAAAGCAAAGCAGAUGGAAGAUUCCCAGGCCAAAUUUAGAGAAAGGCUAAAGCACAUGGAGGAUUGUUGUGAAGAAUCAGACAAGGAGCUGAAUGAGGAAAAGGCUCAAACAACAUCAUUGAGAAAAGAUCUUGAACAACUAGAGAUUAAAUUCCUGAGAAUCCAAGUGGAACAAAAAGGCCGCAACCCAUCAGGAGCAACAGAUGAGAACUUAAAGGCAAAAGUCAAUACAAUGGAGCAGGAAAUUGUAGAAAAGAAUCUGAAAAUUAAUCGACUGGAGACAAAGUUAAUAAAAGAAAGUUGGAAGGAGGAGCUCGCUGCCAAAGAGGAUGACAUCAGAUACUUAAGGGAGCAGGUCAAGACUGCCAACCUGAAAGUGAGACAGUUGAGGGAGCAGCUCACAAGACAGGAUGACUCCAUCAUGAGUGAAUCCAACCAGCCUAAGGUUGCGCCUAUUAAACAAGAGCCAGGAAGUGAUGGGCAUUAUGGUAGUGGUAGUGGUGCCGUGAGCAGCACUGUAAUCUACACACUGGAGGCAAAGAUUAUGCGCCUUGAACGAGACAAUAAAGCAUUGAAAAUCAAAUGUGAUACACUCCAGAAAGAAUAUUCAAAAUACAAGGAUGAUUAUGACAAGAAGAACAAAGAAAACACCAGACUGAAGUCAUAUAUAAAAACUAGUGCAGAUACCACAGGAAUGAACUGCAGUAGCACACAGACCACCCCUGCUCGUGCCAAGCCAACCAGUAAAGCUUUAGCAGCAACUCCUAGUAAGUUUGGCUUCCCUGCUCUUAGGACAAGCAACCAGAACAGUCCAUCUUAUUGGGAUCAGUUUAAUAACACACACAUUGAGACAAAUGAUGACUUUGAAGCUGGUAAAGAUGAGCAAUGUAAACAACAGUAAUGAUGGAUAAUCCACAUUGACAUGGUUUAAAGGCAAUGUUGGAAUACAUUGGACACGAGGAAGACAAUAUCCUACAUUAUGAUAUCCAGACCUGCAUCCUUGUCAAAAAUAUUAAAUAUUCAUCAAGUACAGCACAUUACACAGUAGAUUGUAAGAUUACACAGCAUACUGUGAUAUUACACAGCAGACUGUGAUAUUACACAGUAUAGUAGACUAUUAUUACAUUAACCAUGUUCAGACAACCCAACAAGUGAGUAACGAUACAAUUUGCAUAAUAUUGUUGCAGCGACAAAUAGAAAUCUAACAUGACUCUGUUAAAGCACACUACAACAAGUCUAAACUUACUUAGUUAACAAAUAAGAGACAAAAAAUGUGAGAUGUUAAUAACUUUAGAGUUGGUUCAGUUCAACAUCCAAAAAUAAAGGAGUUUGCAAUCGAACAGUAUGAAUAUUGCAAGAUUCGUAUGAAUAUACAUUUUAGAUGUAUGAAUGUUUGUUUUAAUUGUGUGAAUGUAUGUUGUAGAUGUGCGAUAUGUAUAAAGUAUGAGAGUUGAACUGUAGUU
Messenger RNA from Owenia fusiformis, 7867 nucleotides. The record is from the annotation of a GenBank genome assembly. Lineage: Eukaryota; Metazoa; Annelida; Polychaeta; Sabellida; Oweniidae.